GAAGAACUAGUAAAGAAGCAGACUGUCUUUGAAGGGCUGCUGGCGCGCGGGUCUGUGUAUAAAGAUGUUCAGCGCAACAUCAAGAAAUCUCAGGAGCGCAUUGCGAAGAGAAAACUUAGCAAAGGCCUUGAAACUAACUACAACGUUGGUGACAAAGUGCUGAAAAAAAACAUUAGAGAUUACCAGCGAAAAGGAGGGAAGCUGGACACUGAUAUGCUUGGGCCCUAUGAAAUUAUCAGCAUUCAGGGCAAAACUGUGACCCUUGCAAACAAACACGAAAGGACGGUUGCAAACACCGACCAAAUUGUUCAUUUUGUUGAGCCAGAGGAAAGAGUACCAGCUAAGCUCAAGAAAACUCAAUGUGAAUCUGAUUCCCUAUCUCCCAGCACAACCGACCAUGAAAAAGGCCCUGCUCCACAGCUUGGCAUGACUGUAGCAAAACCUGGAACCACUCGCGUGGUAAAGAAAGUAUGGAGUGAAAGCAAAGGGGAGAUUUUGUGGGCUAAGCUGGGGCCUUACAAAAUCUUUACCGAAGAUUUACAGAGCCUGGCACCAGAGAGUUGGAGAGUGAGAUAGUCAAUUCUUACCUUUGGUGUGUGACCAGACCGUUACACGGUGUCAAAGUCAUUGACACUUUUCAAAUGACCAACAUUUGGAACGACACAUCAAGGGAGAUGAGACGGCUAGAUGUUUCGGAGUGGGAAACAUUAAUCGGUGCUGUCUGUAAGGAUAGACAUUGGACGCUAAUUGUGAUCUAUCCAAGGCAAGGAAAGGCUUUAUAUAUUGAUCCAUUUGGCGCCACAUCCGGUCAACUAAUGCAAUGCAGGGAUAAAACAAGGGCUUUCUUGCGGAGAAAAAACAUUAACAUUUCCAGAUGGAAAUGUGAAACUAUUUCCCACCCUCGGCAGCAAGACUCAACAUCCUGUGGCGUGUUUGUGUGCAAAAUUGCAGAGCAACUCUUGCUGGGACAGCAAGUUGUAUUUCAGACAGAGAAGGCGGCAAUUGACCUAAUCCGCCUAGAAAUGGCCCAAAAACUUAUUGAUGAGUCGGAUGACUUAAUGGAUCUUUGCCACGCCUGUGGGGACAGAGACACCUCAGAAGCCCUUGUGGACGACUGGGUAACAAACUUUGAAACCAUGUUUAAUGUUUGUUUGUUUAUUCAAUGUGCUUAUUUUAUAUUAAUGAUGUGUGUUCUAUUUUUCAGAUUGAAUGCACAACCUGCCAACGUUGGUUCCACUGGGUGUGUGUAGGAAAGCCCAACACAGAAGCCGUGUUCCUCUGUCCAGCCUGCCAGUGAUGCAGACAUGAAUAACUGAAUAACUUUAUAUAUUGUAUACAUAAACAUUUACUGCAAGAGGAAUAUCUUUUAUAAGGCCUUCUGAAUAACUAACACGGGGCACUGAAAUGUUCUGAUGCGUUGUCUUGUACAUAAUACAGACAAUUUAACGUGUGA
Messenger RNA from Betta splendens (Siamese fighting fish), 1453 nucleotides. RefSeq lists its product as uncharacterized. Gene Ontology annotation, molecular function: cysteine-type peptidase activity. NCBI's taxonomy places the organism in Eukaryota, Metazoa, Chordata, Actinopteri, Anabantiformes, Osphronemidae. The transcript is spliced from 8 exons. Gene Ontology annotation, biological process: proteolysis. The record is from RefSeq and is a predicted model, not a curated record. Bases 642 to 1250 code for a protein of 202 amino acids.